Molecule: messenger RNA, 1757 nt
Organism: Cyprinodon tularosa
Lineage: Eukaryota; Metazoa; Chordata; Actinopteri; Cyprinodontiformes; Cyprinodontidae
Gene: klf1
Product: Kruppel-like factor 1 (erythroid)
Exons: 3
Coding region: 260-1366 (368 amino acids)
Biological process (GO): regulation of transcription by RNA polymerase II
Molecular function (GO): RNA polymerase II cis-regulatory region sequence-specific DNA binding; DNA-binding transcription factor activity, RNA polymerase II-specific
Source: RefSeq, a predicted model, not a curated record
UUUGAAGUUAGACUAACAGCUGACAGAGACAGACAAGAGACAUGAGGAGAGAUAGCGAUGAGCAUUGAGGAGACUUUACUUUUCUGAGGCCCUCUGGCUCUGAGGGGACGAGACUAAGCCGAGUGGCCUCAUCAUUUUAGCUAGAGAGGGAAAGAUAGCCAUGAAGAAUUAAAGAAAUAUUUUUAAAACCCCAUUAGAUUUAACUUCUAAACAUUAAUUUCAUUAUAUCGUCCUGCUGUUUAUCUGAUCUGGGAGCUUAAUGGCCGUUACUCAGGCUGCGCUCCCUUCCUUCAGCUCUUUCUCCAGCCUUUCUCCCUCCACUGACGUCAUGAAGGUGUGGAAGUCCAGUGAUGGUUCUCUCCCUCUGGACUCUACGAUCAAUAAGCUGUCACCAAACAGCUCUGACCAGGUCCAUGUCAGCCAGCAAAUGAAACAGGAGCUCCUUGAUGAUGAUAGCCAGACAUCGUGGGACAUCGAGCUUCUGCUUUCUGAGUGGAGCAGCAAUUCCCCCGAUCUCAACUCUACUUUAGAUGGUCAACUACUUGCUCAACCUGAGCCAAACCUGCCUUACCAAGGGAUGGGUAUGUUCAAGGAGCAGACAGGGCAGGAGACUCUCCAGAUGAGCAAUGGCGGCCUCAUGGCUGAGCUCAUGUCUCCAGCUGAAGCCCCAUCUGUGCAGCCUGAGAUCUACCAUCAUGAUUACACCUGUGACCAGCCAGGUCGAGGUGUGUUUCUUAAUGCACAGAACAUAAACCAGUUUGACAUCCCUCAUGGAGGCAGUGUAGACAGACACAGCAGAGGAAGUUUCAAUAAGUUCACUUCCUGGGACUUUAACCAUUACUACACCCAGCAACACAACCCAAUGCUCACCAUGCCAGAUAACAGGUUCAUCCAGCCACAGGUCAUGACCCCUGACCCCCGGCAUUACAGCUACGUGCCCCAGUUUGGUCCAAACUCCAACCUGUGCGGUGAAUACUCCCACCACCAUGGCCAAGCCACCCUUCAUUUGCCCAAUCAUCAGCAACCCAUACUGGUCAGGCAACAUUUGCCUCCUUGUGGAGUGGAGGGGAAGAGGGGCAGGAGACCCACUGGGAAAAAAAAGCCUGCCGUCCACAGCUGUGAGUACCCAGGCUGCACCAAGACCUACACCAAGAGCUCACACCUGAAAGCUCACCUCCGGACCCACACAGGAGAGAAGCCAUACCGUUGUCCAUGGGAAGGCUGUAGCUGGAAAUUUGCCCGCUCUGAUGAACUGACACGUCACUACCGGAAACACACGGGUCAGAAACCGUAUGAGUGCAUGCUGUGUCAGAGGGCUUUCUCCCGCUCAGACCACCUGGCUCUGCACAUGAAGAGACACACCUGACUGACCAUUAGAACCACUCCACAAUGUCUUCAGUCCUUUUACUGAUAACCAAUGUUUAAACAUUCGCCUGCGGGUAAUUAUUGCCUUACAGAGUAGUACUUAACAUAUGACAUUUAAUAUUAAAUUUUUUUAUUAUUUCUGCUUGUAUGACUCAUGCUCUCACUAUAAGGACCUUCAACAGCUCUCAUGUUCUCCUGAUUGAAAAUACAUUUUCCUUGCAUGAUCCCUAUAAACACAAACAAGAUUAAAAGAAAAUAAAAUGAACUUUCUUUAUCAGCCACGUGAAAAGUAAUGAGCUGGGAAUUUUUAAACCCUGCAAAACUUACAUGAGGACCAUUGAAAGCCUGUUAAACCAACACUGUAUAUAUUAUGGGCAUGUGGAUGAAUAGCC